CCCUGUGGUACUCCCCAUCUAAUCACUUCAGAGCUGGACGUCUUACCGUCAAUGAGUACUCGUUGUUCCCUUCCCUCCAGGUAAGAGGCAAGCCAUGUUUUUACAGCACCGGUGAUGCCAAAGGAGGCUGAGAGCCUCUUCAGCAAGAUGCUGUGAUCAACAGUGUCAAAAGCUGAAUUUAGAUCAAGGAGAACCAGCAUUGCUUCAUUGCCGUCAUCAAUGAUUUUCAAUAGGUCAUCUUGCACUCUUGUCAGAGCUGUUUCAACACUAAAUGAUGCUGACAUACAACUCGUUCGAUGAUCUUGCCGAGGUAGGGAAGAUUUGAGAUAGGCCGAUAGUUUCGAAGACAAUCAGGAUCAAGGCUAGGUUUCUUAAGAGUUGGUAUAAUCAAAGAAGACUUGAGAGCUUCAGGAAAGACUCCUGACUGCAGAGACUGAUUUGUAAUGUCUGUAAUGGCUGGUAGAAGUUCCUCCAUGCAUUGUCUAAAGACUUGUGCUGGUAUCGGAUCAGACAUACAUGAUUUUACUUUAGAAGAUUUGAUGAUCUUCAAGACGUCCUCUUGACUGACAGGUUUAAAGUUCUCGAGCCGACAGUCCAUCUGGAUAUCAUUCUCCACAUGAGUAUUCCGGGAUGUCAUUUCCAAUGUAGCUCGAAGGUUGCCUAUUUUGCUGGUGAAAUAACUCAGAAACUCACGUGCUAUAUCAGUUUCAGGAGGUAUGCUGGUAGGGUUUGAGCAGGCCUUUCAGUAGUAAGACUCUUCACAACAUGAAAGAGCUGUUUGGAGUCGGAGGUCCUUAUCAGCUCUCGGUGAUGUUCUUGUUUCGUCCUCUUUAAAAGGUAGUUAUAUUCUGUUACUACCUUUUUCAUGUUCUCAUUAUCCUGCGUUGAUCUGGGAUUGGACUUUCUCCACCUCCUCUACAGCCGACGAACAUUCCGUUUGGAUGUCCGAAGAGCGUUGUCGUACCAUGGUGCAUGUGGUCUUAAUUGCACCUCCUUGAAGGAAAAGUUUGGGAUGGCGGUCAAAGUAGAAAGGGCCCAUAGAGAUGGGAAAAGCGUCCAGGACCGGUCACGGCAUAUUAUGUUCAAGACCUUGUCCUAUCGCGACAAGAUUGACGUCAUGAGAAACCAGCGCCUGAAACUCGCCAAGGAAUCAUAUUACAUGACGGAUGAUCUCACACGCGAAGAUUUAACAGAGAAGAGGAAAUGGUCAAAGGCCGCACAAGACUUGUAUAAGAACAAUGUCAAACUUCGUUUCUUCGCCGGCAAGUGGCGAAGCACAGGUGGUGCUCCGUAUGACUUCACAACCUUGGAAUAGACACUUUAUUUCUCCCAAGCAUACUGAGCGUCCUUCUACCCGUAGUGAUAACUGAAGCGGUGCUCCUGUGUAUCUGUUACAACUACAUGUCAGCUGAAAGAUCAUGCGAUACGCAUUCUGAAAACCCAAUCUACUCCCAUUUGACAAAAGAUUCAGUAUUUCUGACAAAUGUCGGCAGUACGCAAACUUUUCCUGAUAAAAUGAAUUUCAAUCAAACCGACAAAGAUCAGUUGAGAAGAAAGUCACCCGAAUUUGGUCCUCUUCGGCCUCUGAAUGUAGUCCCGAUGGAAGUAGAGCCACAUUACACUGUGUCCUAUCAGAGGGACGUUCCGAUCAAUUACACGGAUCUGUUCUCGACAGACAGUGAAGGGAACUGUAGAGCAAGCUUCUGUAAGUGGCCUAAGAUGCCGGGUGCAACAAGGGAACUAGUAGCAUCUGCUCCUGAGCUCUUUGAAAAGAUUCCCUUACGCUUCCUGGACAAUUUCAAGAAUCCUUGCUGGUUGAGAGGGGAGACGGAACUAAAUUGUCUACCUUACUUCUAUAUCCUUGGCAAUUACAAGUGUGGGACGACAGACAUGUGGGACAAGAUCACCGCUCACCCUGACGUCUUCGCAAAGGUAGCCAAAGAACCCCACUGGUGGGGACCUAGAAGAAAUGGAUAUACAGCCAUACCCAUAAAUCGACCUGAAGUACUCCAAGCCCGCAGUCACACUGGUGGCACGGACGAUAGUUCUCUGGAAUGGUACCUUAAUUUAUAUAAAGCAUCAGUUGUACCAGAAAUAAUAAAUAGCAGGAUUACUACCAAAGAAGGGAUUGGUUACCACCCAAAGGUGUUUGGUGAUGCUUCUAUAUCAACUGUUUACGCCAUUGGACGAGAAUGGAUAAAGACUUUUCCGUAUGCUGCGGAACCCCCCUACACCAACGCUGAUCUUAUGCACGCUCUUCAACCCAACGCAAAGUUUAUUCUAAUGAUACGCAACCCAACAAGGAGAGCCGACUCGUUCUUCUGGUAUCUACACCGCCCAGGUCAGCCAGGUGACGCGGACAGAUGGCACCAAAAAGCUACCACUUACAUCCAGUGUUUCAAAAAAUGCGUUCAAGACUACAAUCUAAGGUUCUGCGCAUAUGCUGCAGAAUGUCCCUACGACCUAAUCCCAGACCUGCAAGUGGGUAUAUAUCACGUGUUCAUCCGUGAUUGGUUGAAAGUCUUCCCACGUGAUAAUUUCAAGGUGAUACGAUUGGAGGAUUGGGAAGCCGAACCUGUCACAGUCUACAGAGAUCUUCUCAACUUUCUCGAUCUAAGACAACUGAGUGUGGAUGAGGAGAAUAGAAUACUGAAAAGGAGACGCAGUAAUCAGAACCAAAGACAACAUGAACAGACACAUCCAGAGACAUUGAACGCCCUCAAUGAUUUUCAUCGACCGUUUAACGUGGAACUUGCCAAACUCAUGGGAGACGAUAAAUUCAAUUAUCCUGAUUACAAAGGUUCAAGCGUGUAACCGUGUAAACACUCAACAGUACCAUGAAUACCUGCCAGUGUCAUGGUUAAAGGGCCACUCUAACCAAAACGGGCUAAAAAUGAAGAGAAAAAAAGAUAUGUAGAA
Messenger RNA from Strongylocentrotus purpuratus (purple sea urchin), 2919 nucleotides. RefSeq names its product carbohydrate sulfotransferase 15. Lineage: Eukaryota; Metazoa; Echinodermata; Echinoidea; Camarodonta; Strongylocentrotidae. Gene Ontology annotation, biological process: hexose biosynthetic process. Gene Ontology annotation, molecular function: N-acetylgalactosamine 4-sulfate 6-O-sulfotransferase activity. The transcript has 8 exons. Bases 1402 to 2814 code for a protein of 470 amino acids. The record is from RefSeq and is a predicted model, not a curated record.